Molecule: messenger RNA, 591 nt
Organism: Sinocyclocheilus grahami
Lineage: Eukaryota; Metazoa; Chordata; Actinopteri; Cypriniformes; Cyprinidae
Product: interleukin-11 receptor subunit alpha-like
Exons: 3
Molecular function (GO): protein binding
Source: RefSeq, a predicted model, not a curated record
CUCGUGUUCUUGAAGGCAGUGCUUGAGUUAAACAGCUGUCUUAUGCAGUCUGUCUGUUUGGGUGUUCACAGAUAAAGUGUAUUUAUGUCUGAAGUUAUCUCAUGAGAUAGUUUGUGUCUUCUUCUUCUUCUUUUAGAUCCGCCUAACUUCGUCAGAGUUUCUUGUCGUGUGCCGAAUCAUAUGAAAAUCUACUGCUCCUGGGUACAAACUAAGACAACACACCUGCCCACGUUAUACAGAACCUCCUACAGUGUUAAUAAAGGCAGAGAGGUGGAGCCCUGCGAGCAGGAGCACAUUGGGACGAAUGAGUGUAUGAUUUCUAACCCACCGUUCUGGACCUCAAAGUUCCUGGUGAACAUCACCGAAAUCAACCCUCUGGGAUCCAACUCCACCAUCAUCCAGAUAGAUGCUCAUGAACUCUUGAAGCCGUAUCCUCCCGAGGACUUCCGAGUUCUUCAGGUGGAAGGUCAGCCCACUCAGUUACUGGUGCAGUGGAGUUGUCCUUCAUCCUGGCCGGCUGAAAUCCUGUCUGCUUUUCCCUUAACCUUCUCACUGCGCUACCGGCCGAUCGGCUCCAGCUACUGGUCGACA